GACACAGGUUACGAACGGCAGUGCUGUGUGGCGGGCGGAGUAAUCGCGGUCCAUUUCUUUUGAUGAAUGGGAGGCAGCAGUCUAUGAAAUAGCAUACUCGUAGUAAUUUUAUGCAGCUAUAGCGAUAAAGUACAAGCCUAAAUCAAUAUUUUUAUUUGGUCCGUAGUUACUUCAUUAGCUUAGAACCCGAUUUUUUGUCUGCACAGUUUUCUUAUGCGGAAGAAAGCUGUUGCUCGGCGAAGCGUUUCCCGCCAAUUUGCCGGACUAUAUUUUUUUUCGCAUGUGUGUGGGUGCAUAUGCAUAUCAGUGGUUGACUGUGAGUGUGGUCGUGUGUGUGUGUGUGUGGUUAGGUAAUUUCGUGCUCGAACAAACCAACUUUAAUCAUGGGGCUCUCAAGUGAAGGUGAUCAAGAGGUCAGAGCUUGUUUUCAGGAGGUUUGCUCCAGCCUGAACAUGGAUCGUCUCACGUCUGAUCAAGCUUUGAACACGUACGAGAACAUCAGCAUGAACUACACUCUCGAGGGCAACAUGCGGCAUUGGAUUGCUUGUGCGCUCUAUGUUGAGUGCAGGAAUGGGAACGUGCCCACAGUAGCCCACACAUCACGCAUCGAAGGCAACUGUGUCUCCCUUACCAGGCUGCUGUCAAUAUGCAGGAUUAGUUUGCUUGAUUUUUUUACGAAGAUGAAAAAGUGGGCAGAUAUGGCCAAUUUGAAUGAACGGAUGCGACAACGCAUUGAAACUAUCGAGAAGAGCUUCUGCGUCACCGCAAAAAUCUAUGAAAAAUAUGUCCAGAUUUUUGCCACCAUAUUUAAGGAGCACCAAGGUGCGGCUCAGCGUCGUUCCAUCAAGGCUGUGAAGCGGAGGGUUCACAGGCCUACUCAAUGCAAUUCAAAUGACAUGUUCAAUUUCAUCUGGACGCUCUAUGUGUACAUCAAAGGUCGUUUCUCAGCCAUCUGCUGUGACCUUGUCAACUGCUACCACCUCUUGUUGUGUUGCAUUGACUAUGGCUAUUGUACAGCACUAGCUGCAAAACGUGUGGACCUUCUCGACCCCAAAUUUUACGAAGCUCAGCAAGAUAAACUAAAGAAAGACAGUGACAAUCAGGAUGUGGGAAUCAUCAGAGAACUCGUGAAAAGCCAUGAUGGCAACUUUGAGGAUGCUUCGGUUCUCAAAGCCCACCACUUCAGGUAUCCCAUUCAGCAGCUUAUGGAAGAAAAGAUUCUGCAUGGUGACUUCAAGACUCUUGCAUUGUCUCUUGAACCAGCAGCCUUUGACACCAGCAUCAAAAAGCUAAACAAAACCUAUGAGGAGGGUGUCCUGAAGGAAGGUGACCUAGAUGAGCGGAUCUUUCUUGAUGACAAUGCCCAGGAGCGAAUAGGUACACCACGACAUACCUUGGACUCUGUGCAGCGUGAGCUACGAAUGUGCCAAGCUGACACCGUAGUCAAGCUGGUGGAGGUUCCCCAGCUUCUGACACCCUUGACAGGCCGCAGCAAUCUGCACAACCGUGAGGCCAUCAAUCGGAGCCCAGUGUCGACUGCUACUCAAUGUGCGAGCAAGUUGCAGGCUCUUUUGGCUGGCUGCAAAAAUGCCCCAAGCAAGGAGCUACAGGCUCUCUUCAGCACACUUGAUCCUUCUCUGGAAACCAUUGUCUUGGAGACUGUGAAGUCAAUGGGGGACGCCUUCUGUACUGCAUAUGCCCAGCCUACAUCUGACCAGCGAGGUACCAGUGCACAUAUGGAUUUUGCUCGGAAACGGCUGCAGUUAGGAGAGACAUUGUUCUACAAGGCAUUUGAAAAUAUUGUUAACAUUGAAAUGAAGCAGAAAAGGCCAAAUAAUACAGACCUUGCAGCACAUCUAAGUCACAGUGUCUUCCAGCAGUCACUUUUUGCAUGCUGCUUGGAGAUUGUGAUGUUCUGCUACAACUCACAACGAGAUUUUCCUUGGAUCUUGGAAGUCUUCAAUUUGAUGCCUUACAACUUCUACAAGAUCAUUGAGCCUUUAAUCCGUGCUGAGGAGGGCUUGUGGCGAGAAGUGGUGAAGCACCUUAACCAUAUUGAGGAGCAAAUCCUGGAGUGUCUCUCUUGGAAGGAUGACUCACCUCUGUGGGAUGCUAUAGAGCAUUCUGAACAGCCCGUACCUAUGUGCAAAGAGGUAUUGCUUCAGCGGCAAAUCGAGACGUUCCAGGAAACUGAUGGAAAUGAUAUUGGUGAACCACAUACUCCUGUUGCCCAUUCGCCACUAAAGGGUCCAAGAGGUGACCAGGAGGGUUCCUUAUCAAACAGGAAGGACGUGCCACUUUCACCUGUGUCGGUGACGGAGCGGUUCCAGUCUCCAGGCAGUGCAGUGCGUCGCAGGCUAUUUGCGCCCAACAGCACAGGAGGUGGUGCUAGCGCCCCCUUACAGCAGAGCCCCCGGGUGGAGUCGGGCGCCAUGGGCCAGACGCGCACCGUGUCCAUCACGGUGCAGCCUGUUCAAGCUGGCUGCACCACUCGUUACGUUACUGUAGAUAGCAAGAGUGCUGCAGCACCAACGGCAGAUGGCACAAGACCCAACAUUGUUACGGUGACCUCAGCACCUGAAGCCCCUAAAGAAAACAAGCCACUUCGUUCUGGCUCUUUGGCCCUUUUCUUCCGAAAGGUAUACCACUUGGCAGGCGUACGAUUUCAAGACCUCUGUGCAAGACUAGGAAUCCUGCAGAAAGACAUCCAGCUCAAAAUAUGGACAUGCUUUGAGCAUUCUAUUGUCUGCCACAUUGAUCUCAUGAAGGACCGACACUUGGACCAGCUCAUCUUGUGUGCAGUUUAUGUCAUCACUAAAGUGACCAGAGUUGAAAAAAGCUUUCAAGAAAUUCUGCACUGCUACCGGCAACAGCCUCAGAACAAGAGCCACGUGUAUCGCAGUGUACUGUUGCGGAAGAAUCCAACACAUAGUGAUAACAGCAGCCGCACAGGCUCCAACUCCAGUUCACCUGUUCCGGUUGACAAAGAUGAUGGAGAUAACAAAAGGACUGAACAAUUGAGCUCCACACGGUCAUCCAGCACACUUCCCAUGAUGCUUCCCAAUAGUCAGCCUCCAACUCCAACUCGCUUGGCUGGCACUGCAACACAGUUUGAGUUCGAUGAACGGGGUGACAUCAUAAAGUUUUACAAUGAAAUCUACAGGAAAAGGAUGACGACAUUUGCCAUAAAAUUCUCUCCGGAUUCAAGCAAGAAUGAAAGUGUUGGCUUGACACCAUUGCCUCGAGCCAAAUGUGUGGUCAACUCACCACGGCGGCAGGUGUCCCACAACAGAAAAGUUUUUGUGUCACCACUGAAAGCUGGUUGCUAUCCUGUGUCACCCAAGCACCAUACUUAUCACUUUAGCCAAAGUCCAGCCAAGGAUCUGCGUGUCAUCAAUCGUAUGGUUCAGAGCAGCGAGAAUGUGAGCAAGCGCAUCUUGCAUGAGGAUGAUAUUUCGGAAGAUGAUUCCCCUGCCACAAAGCGGUGUUUCUUCAAGAAGAUUCAAACAGUAAUGAAGGAGCGCCAAGACGUCUGUGGUGGAGGCAGCAGCGCAGACAACUGAAGGGAGGGAAUGGGAAGACGAAGUUUUCUGCCAUUAUAUAUUUAAAGCACUGUCAUUUUCAUUUUCUGAUAGACUGGCAUCCCUCAUCUGUUUUCUCAUUCACUGUUGCUUUCAUUUACACAUUUAGGGACUGUUCUUGUGCACAUGUGACUGCAUUGACAGUGUGCAGGCUCCGCCUGAGCAUUGUGCAAGAAUGGCUGCACCAACUACAUGUGCCGGGGCAUGUAAAUGGAGUUAUCCUUGAAAUGAGAAGCGUGAAAGCUGAGUGGUCUGUCUUGUGUGAGCAGAUUUCAUCAUUUUUGCAUCUCAGUGGCUAUCACAGGAGGAAGCGUAGUCUAUUUGUGUGUGUGUGUUUCUUUUAGAACAUUUCAGAAACAAAAGCUCCAUUUGCUUGAAAUGCUUCUGCACUAAGCACUGCAGUGUCUGUGUGGUGCAUCGUCAUUUGUCACUAUGCAGCCACACAAAAUGCCUCAUUGCACUAAUGUGUGCAAACUUUUGUUUCUUGCGCUAUGUUUAACAUUUACGAUAUGCACUUGUAGUACUAUUGUUGUUUUUCCUGGUCGAAUCUGUCAUGCUAUCUUAAGUUUUGAGUCUCCAAGAGAUUAAGUUGUUAAGUGAUUAAGUGAUUAAGACCAGCAUGAAUUGUUGUAAUAUUUUAUGCUUAUUUAGAUUUAAAUCUUUAGUGUUUUAUUCUAAACUUACAAAGCUUCGAAAAUGUAUGGCAUAUUCACUUUAUUUUGCCAUUUAACUAUAGCUUAAAGCCUGUGUUUGUUUUGUACUUUGCAAGCGUGUCGCCAUGUUUGUCCUGUGUCAUGUUGACAAAAAAAUAUAUGUAUCUCUGUCUCAUACAGGGGUGUAUUUCUCCCAAGCAUUCAUUUUCUUCAUCACGUUGUAUGUUAACUUGUAACUCGCAGUCAUUUUGAGUGCACAGAUAACUGUAACAAAAUAUUUUAACGGCUUAGUAGCAUCAAAAUAAUUUCUUACUGCAUUUUUAGAUAUAUAUCUAUAUAUAUAAUAAAUGUGCAGGUUUGUGUAAUCGUACUCUAAAAGGUAAAUGCAGACAUGCUUCAGAAGAUGCAAAAACCUGCAUGGCUGGUCAUAUUAUGCUACACCUUUAGCAUGAGGGCUGUUUUCCACUUGUUCUUAUGAUGCAUCACAUGCCACUACAUUUUUUAAGCACAUAUAGUUGUGUAAAGAAAAAGAAACGUAGUAGCCUAUGUUUUGCCUUUUCGUCCAUAUGUAAAUACGUGUUCCAGAUACACUGCUGGUUCCUCUAUCUUUACCAUACUGUGCAGGAAUGCUGUCUUUUUUAACUGGUUUGUAUGGUCCUGUUUUAGUGCUGUAGCAGCUGGUCAUACAUUUUCUUCAAUAUUCAAAAGUUUGCUUAUGACAUUCAGUACUAGACAAGGCAUCCAGGCAAGCACUGGGAAACUUCUACUGGUGUUCCAAGUUUCGCUUGCAUUUGUAGUGUUGCAAAUUUGUGUCGUGCAUACUUUGUCAGGUUUUUAUGUAGCAGAAAACUGUUUUAAUUGUGCUAGUACCCAUAUCGAAACUGGUAUCAUCUGUAUUUUGUGCCCCAACAUUAAUUUCUGUCUUAUGUUGUGGUCAAGCUUAGGUUGAGUUUGUGUUCGCCUUAAUUUGAUAGCUUGAUCAUGGCACCAAAACUACUACUAUUACCAUGAGGUGUUCAGUCUGGGUUUGACCUGGUGUUUCCUUUACGACCAUGUCCCUAUGCAUGCUUUGAGUAAACAGUAAAGUGAUUGUUCUGCCUUGUGGAUAACUCAUAUUCCAAGGCUUUGUAUUUGUAGUGUAUAGCCGUCUUUUUUCCCCCUCCUCAUGUUGCCUAUUACGUUGUAGUCCGUGAGUGCUGGCUGCCUGUCCAAUGAUGGAUGCACUGUAGCUUCAACUGUUCAUAGUCGUGUGUUGUGAUGGUUAAAAGGAAGCUCCUGUUGAUUUAAGAGCAAACAAAGCUGUUGUGACCUGCUGCUGCUGUGCCAUCAGAAGUGCCUGCAAUGCUUUCGAGGUGAUCCCAGGAUUAACCUUUUGUAGAAGUCUGAAAAAUAUGCCUUGUCAGAUGUGGUUGUCACUAGAAACAGGGCAUUUCUGCUACCUGUGGUCACAUUCCCACAACUCGUGCACUCUUCUGGGUUUUUUCAUCGUAAUUAGCUGCUGUUCAUCUGCAUUUCCCAGUGGGGUAGAUAUACCAGUUUAAAUGCAGAUAUAUAUGUAUGUUUACAAAUAUAAAUAUAUAUACACAUGCCUCUAUUUCUUUCUCCUGGUUAUGAGCCACAAUUUGGCCAUGCUGAAUUAGAUCGUGUACCAUCCAUUCAUGCCUGUUGUGUCAUUAGGCUGCUGAACAUUUUGUUUCAUUAUCAUCGUUUGCUUGGAAAGUCGUAUGCAAAUGGUGAAAAUAAAGUGCAGUGUUGGAUUGUA
This is a messenger RNA of Dermacentor albipictus, 5996 nucleotides long. Its product is annotated as retinoblastoma-like protein 2. The record is from RefSeq and is a predicted model, not a curated record. Lineage: Eukaryota; Metazoa; Arthropoda; Arachnida; Ixodida; Ixodidae. Gene Ontology annotation, molecular function: RNA polymerase II transcription regulatory region sequence-specific DNA binding. Gene Ontology annotation, biological process: negative regulation of G1/S transition of mitotic cell cycle; cell differentiation; regulation of transcription by RNA polymerase II. Gene Ontology annotation, cellular component: chromatin; nucleus; transcription regulator complex.